Messenger RNA from Melanotaenia boesemani (Boeseman's rainbowfish), 3874 nucleotides. It is a transcript of the gene lrrc38b, whose product is annotated as leucine rich repeat containing 38b. The coding region runs from base 848 to 1723 and encodes 291 amino acids. Gene Ontology annotation, molecular function: potassium channel activator activity; voltage-gated potassium channel activity; transmembrane transporter binding. Lineage: Eukaryota; Metazoa; Chordata; Actinopteri; Atheriniformes; Melanotaeniidae. The record is from RefSeq and is a predicted model, not a curated record. Gene Ontology annotation, cellular component: voltage-gated potassium channel complex. The transcript has 2 exons.
UUGGAUUGGCAUGGCUGUGUGCAGCUCAGCACUGCAACCUACAUCCACAAGGCUCCUGCCUGGACGUUUGGAUUUUCUGUCACGCAGCCUUGAAACAGUGCUAGACAGAGGAACACUGAGCUGUGCUGUGUUUUUACAGCAUGUUGCAGGGCAUUCGAAGAUAGAGAGGGGAGAUUAAGGGAGUGUGGGGGCAACACUUGAGUGAUGCUGUGUGAGCAUCUCGCUCUUUCUUUUCAGACCGCCAGGCUUUUCUGCACAGAGACCUCAGACUAAUGGAGGAAUGCAACCAUGUUACUCCUUGCUUGUCAUGCUUGAAUCACAGCUUCAUAUAUCCUUUUGUCUCGGAGUCCUCUUUGUCUUUGUCUGUCACUGCCGCCAGACCAUCUGUGGGGUAGUGGGGUGGACACAGGUUCUUCCACAAUCCCCCUCUCCCUUGUCUGUUUCCCCUAAUUCUCUUAACUCCCAGCUCGCUCGUGUCUAUUUACCUCUUAUAAGCUUCCCUCCCCUCUGUGUUCGACUCAGUGUUUCUCACUGCUUACUAUUUCCCUCUUACUGCUCAUUCAAAGCAGGCAGGCUGCUAUUCUACCUUAGCAGCUUGCUACAUGAUCUCACGGAACACUGUUUUCGCUGCUGCUCUGUUGAGCCCUUCUAGAAAUCCAUCUCCAUAACGUCAGGAUGUUCAUUCAGGAGGAUUGAUCCUCUCAACCCCCAUCACUCAUUCCUUCCCCUCCCUUGUCCCGAUCUCCUGCCCUCUGACCCUCAUCCUCUUGUUAUCCCCUCCUCACCUUCCCUUUUUUUGUCCUUAACCUAAGCCUCUUCUCCCCUAACUCAUUUCACCCUCUUGACCAUGUUGCCAUGUGUCUGCUGGCUUCAGCCUAUCCUCAUUUUGCUGUCCUCUGUCUUGUGGACCCGGGGGGAAAACUGCCCAGCAACCUGCCUGUGCCCAGAUCCUCACACUGUGGACUGCAGCGGCCGUGGGUUGACCCGUCUACCUGAUGAGAUUCCCUUGGACGUCCGCAGGCUUUUGCUGGCUGACAACUGGAUACCCCGCAUCCCCUCCGAUUUCUUGGUUCUGUAUAGUGACUUGGUCUACUUGGAUCUCCGGAACAACUCCCUCUCCCACAUAGAACCUGGGACCCUUAGCACUUCCUCCAGGCUGGUCUUCCUGGACCUGGGUAGCAACAAUCUAACUGAAAUCCCGAAAGGCACUUUCGGGGAGUCCCGGAGCUUGAUCAAGUUACGACUGGGAAACAACCCAUAUCUGAGCAUGGUGAGUGAGGAUGCUUUCCUGGGCCUCACCUCUCUGCGAGAACUUGAGCUGGAACGUAAUGCAUUAUCUACCUUAAAGGUGGGGGCACUUAGUCAGUUGCCCUCUCUGCGGGUUGUGAGACUAGAGGGCAACCCUUGGGUAUGCAAUUGCAAUUUUGCCAGCCUGUUUGAAUGGCUGAUGGAAAACAGUCACAAGCUUCCAAACGGAGUGGAAGGCAUGGAGUGCUCGCUCCCUAUGGAUGACAGACGCGUCUCCCUGACCCAGCUCUCAAAGGACAGCUUUCGUGAAUGCCAGGCCACUCUGACUCUAACAGACCUGCUCAUCAUCAUUUUUUCUGGCAUCUCUGUGUCUGUGGUGGCCAUCAUGACCAGCUUCUUCCUGGCUUCAACUGUUCAUUGCUUCCAGCGUUGGAGUAAAGGAACCAAGGGAGAUGAGGAAGAGAGUGAAGAAUGAAAAGGAUUUAGUUUUUAAGGGUCUGAUUUGUCCUAGUUCUACAUUUGAGGACACUGAAGUUAGUGUGUGCCUCAUGUUGAUUCCAACUAGACGAACAUCCAGGACGGAAGGCUUGGGGCCCUGGAACGGUUGUAGUUUGCACAUGGACACAUGAAAUAUGAUUAUAAAAGACAUUUCCAAGCAAUGAUUACAUCCAACAUCAGAGACUGUGCUGCUCCACAAGGAAAACUCUAUUAUAGAGAUAAUAUUUUUGCCAGGUCCUGGCUCAAUGUCAAAAAGCAUACAUACAUAUUCUGAGGCAAAGACCUUUGUAACAAAAGAGAAGUAGAUUAAAUUAAAGAGGUGUUGCUGCAGUGCUGUAAUGAUAGUCUUAGACAAACCAAAAACUCAACAUCCACUCAUGCUGGACGUUCAGCUCUGCGUUUUCAAACCCUGUAAAGUGACAAAGUUAGUGUGACAUUCUUCAUGACUCCCUUGGGCCUUGAUGUGACUAGGGCAAUCUACACAAUUGAUCCCAUGCAAAAAGGAUGUCAUAUUGACCAGUGACCUCAGUAUUUAACUGCCUGUAAUGUGAUAUGCUGGCAUAUCUUACCACUUACUGUGUUCCUUUUGCAAAGCCUAACAUUUAAAGUUGUUCACAAGCUCCGUCCAAGAUGAUUAUGGUUCCUCUGUCUGCAUGCAGAAUGAAACAUUGGCAGGAAAUUUAGCAAUAAGGAUUUUACAGGCAGGAACAGACCCAAGUGGAUAUACUCACACCUUUAGCAGUAUUUCCAUUAUAUAAUCACAAAUUUAUGUAAAAAAGAAAACAUAUAGUCAAGCAUAGAAAUAAAGAGGAUACACUGUAUGUUAUUUAGACUGAUAACUGUUAACUGUGUAGAAAGAAAUCCUUGCAAUAUAUACAAUAUAAUCUUAAAAAUGAUCACAAAUAUGGUACUAAAUUAGACUCUGUGUAGGCUUACUGUGUCAAAUAAUGCACUUUAAAUGGUGAAUCUAAUUUUGGCAAAGCCCUAAUUACAUCGUGUAGACAUAUUGUCUUCAUCUGCCAAAGAUUAGGUUUAGGUAGAUGAGAGACCGCAUAUGAGGCUGUUUUGUGGAUGAUGUGCUACUUAGUGAUGUAUGGGACAGAUCUUAAAUAGAAACAAAAUUGCACUUUGUUUUAACACAUUUAUCUCAAACAAUUAUAGUCUCCAAAGAUUUGCUUUUUCUUCCCAUCUGUCCGUGACAAAACCAGCAGUUUUACAUAGCUUCAUACAUGCCUGCCUCCCCUUAGAUUGAACAGUAAUUUACCAUAAAACAGGACGGAAAUAGGUUGUUUUUUUUUAAACAAAUGCAUCAGUUUCUACUGUUGUCUUUAAGAUAUCUGUCAGCAUUUUUGUCCUUUUACGAAAGAUGAAGCUGCUGAUGUGGUAUCUUGGAGAAUUCUCCUUUUAAAACUGUGUCAACAGCUUCUGCAGUCAAGAGAGGCAGUAAAAUACACCCGGAAUUCUGUAAAUCAGAGCCAUGAAUAUUUCGGAAUGUCUAUUUUUUUUUUUUCUUUUUUUUUUUUUUUUGCAUUCUGGUCUUGGAAUUUGAAAUGCAGCAAAGCUGAGAUGUUUUGCUUCUCACAUUUUCGUAAGGCAUGAAUAAUUCAACAAAACUGAGAUGUAGCAAAAAAAAAAAAAAGUCAAGAAUCUAAAUGCAAACAAAGCAGUGUAUUUAAAUUGAGUAAUGAGCAGUACCUCUUAAAAAAGGGAAACAACAUUUUUUUGUCCCUUUAGAAUGAGGGACGAUUAAACGUGCAGCAUUCUGAAGCACAUUUUGCAGAAAUAAAUGUGGCCUUAUUCAUUCUUGUUUAGUCCCCCCCCCAAAAAAAUUUGUAUAGGCAUCAAUAAAAGCACAAAUAUUUAAUGAAAAAUUUACUUAAUCUUGGUGCACUCAUUAAAAGGAUGCAUUGCAUCACACUGUGUGUUGCUAUCAGCUUAUAUUGUCAGAGGGUGUUUUCAUUUAUGUUUGAUGUCACGUGUUAAAAAAUGGCACAUCCGCAGAAACAGUGUAACAUUUAAAAUGUUUGGAUGUUGUGUAUUUGCCAGGAUGUGCUGGAAAUUGCAUUUAAACUGACCUUUCACUAAACCCCUCUCCUGAACUGUCCAGCGUGGUUGCAGGCUUUGAAUU